Messenger RNA from Neodiprion fabricii, 11268 nucleotides. RefSeq names its product trichohyalin (gene brp). Lineage: Eukaryota; Metazoa; Arthropoda; Insecta; Hymenoptera; Diprionidae. The record is from RefSeq and is a predicted model, not a curated record. Bases 2240 to 10288 code for a protein of 2682 amino acids. Gene Ontology annotation, cellular component: cytoskeleton of presynaptic active zone. The transcript is spliced from 22 exons. Gene Ontology annotation, biological process: maintenance of presynaptic active zone structure; neuromuscular synaptic transmission; regulation of synaptic plasticity. Gene Ontology annotation, molecular function: structural constituent of presynaptic active zone.
UGCGUUGAAAGGGAAGAAGCUACAACGCCGAGCGUAGCGCCAGCGUCGACGGCGGCAGCCUUAGCUUCAGCUUCAGCUUCAGCGGCAGCAGCAGGAUUUUCGCCGUUCGGUCUCAGUGCGCGCGUAGUCGCCGUGCUGUGAGGUUCUUCGUCGCGUUAUUAUCGAUCGUAGGCGGUUUGAGCGCCUGAACACAGUCGUCGGGGGGGGAACCGCGAAGAAAAUGAGAUCGAUAAUAAGUAACUGGCAUAGAUUUAGCCCUAAGAAACGGACAGAAACUGACCGCUGCUAGUAUAGUUAGAAGCUUAAUCGAAUUUAGAAGUAUUCUAUGUGUGUCGGAGCUAAUGAUCCGUAAUUUUUAUGUGAAGCAUAAAGAAAAAUGAAAAGAAUCGUCACGAUAAUGAUGAUGGCCAACUCUCCUCCACCUUCUCCUUCUCCUCAUCCUCGAUCUUCGCGAAGAGCCUGAUGAUGUAUAACCCCGUUUCUUACAUGACACUGUCACGGCUCUUAUCGACUGUGUCGCGAGUGACAAUUAACAUUAUGUGCGUGUGUGCGACGAUCGUCUGUACAUUUUAGGAACAGAAGGAAGGAAAGAAGUAAGAUAGAAAAAGAAGAGGAAAUUGAGAGAAGGAUAAUAAAUCCGUUUACGGUUCUUCUUCCUAAAUCCGCAUCAAUUCCAAUUAAGUACAUUUGAAAACUUACGCGUUGCGUAUUUUGUAUACCGUUUUCGAAACGUUUCUCGUAAAAUUAUUAUCAUUGUUACUACACUAUCGAUUACGUUCAUUUCGGUCAAGUUUUAACCUACAAGGGUCUCUAUUAAUAGCAAGCUAUACCUGUACCACAACGGCGGAAUCCCACGUAUUUCCUCGCAAAAAAAAGUAAACUCGACAAGAAUAAUACACGAACCUACCCUACGGGAUAAAAAUCUUGUGCCGCACAUCAAUUACGGACUGCCUGUAACAAUAAUAAUAAUACAGUCUUUAUAUACGGAAUUUCCAGCAAACGCGAUCUGAGUUUCCUAACUUUAAUUUUCUAUAUACUGUUUCCGCCUGCUGAUGAAAAAAUAAACAUAUAAACCACAGUGCGGAAGUAUUUCUGAAGCGGUAUUUAUAUAGAAGGAAAAAAGAAACUUCAUUCAAAAAAAAUUUAAUUCGUUAAAACGGGCGAUGAAUCUCUUUUUCGAAAAGAUGACAUAUAUUGCUGGCGUAAUGUAAUUCGGAACAUUAUUAAUAAUAAUAAUAACAAUAAUAAUAAUAGUAAUAAUAAAAUUAUUGAUAAUAAUAAUAAUUCUUAUUAUAAGAACAACAAUAACGCUCGUUUGUAUGGUAAAAUUAUAUUUGAUUAAACAUCGACACGAAACGCUACUGCCUCACGUAUAUACAUAUUUUAGAUAGCUACACGGUAGGGGUGUAAUCGAAAUAAAUCAUCACCAUAUUGUUACACCGAUUAAUUGGUAUCUGUCCAUCGUGGUUUUCAUCGGUGAGAAUUACUAAUUUUUCUUCUCUUCAUUCUUCUCAAAAUCACGUACACAGAAACACAAACACGUAUACACACACACACACACACACACACCUGAGUACAACAAUACACUGUCUCUUGGAAUCGAAAAACCGAAAAAAAGAAAACAAAACAAUUGAUCGUUAAAUCUGGAAAGUAUUCGUGACGCAUGAUGCGAGGUUGAACCGCGAUGAUAAAUCUGUAAUUAUUACGCGCGUCGGUUGCAAUAAAAAUUAUAUACAUGUACAAUACAGUUGAAUAAUAUAAUAAUAACACUAUAAAUAGUAAGAAUUUUAAUAGUAUAACGAUUGAUCGUGCGCAGUUGAAAGUUAUCGCGGAUGAGAGAAUAUAAUGAAAAAAUAAAAAAAAAAAAAAAUAACAAUAAUACAACAAUCAGUAUAAGCGGAUUAUAUUUAUCGUAACGAAGUCCGUAGUGAAAAAUCUUGUUGGUAAAAUAACGAACUGGAUAUUGAUAAUAAUAUGUAUAAUAAAAGUAUCCCAAGGUAUUGAGGUAAAAAGAAUUCUCGUGGAGAAUAUCGAAAAAUCCCGCGUUCGAUUUCGGGCCAGAAACGAUAAAGAGGACACAGAUAGUCGGGGGGGUCUGGAAGAUGGCGCGAGCUUAACGAGACCGGAAGCGACUAGUUAGAGGGUAGCAAGUGUCGCGCGAGUCUGAGCGAGUCCGAGCCGCCUCACUCCCACUCGAGAGCUACUCGGAGGCGAGUCGUUGAGUCGUCGGCGGUCCCAAAUGUCGCGGGAUCCCUACUCUGGCGGGAGCGGCGUUGUCGGUCCCGGAGGGGGUACGCGGUCGCCGCGAAGCGGUCGGAGGGUCGGUGAGCUACCGACGGUCGACCGAAGUCCGUCGCGAAACUACGCGAGCGGUCGGGGCAGCCCGCUGGGUCGUAAGCGGGGCACGCGAAGCGGGAACAACUCGCCGGAGCACCUGGGCUACGGUAGCUACCACCACCACCAGCUGGGGAGUCCGUAUUACUCGCGAGACGAGGACCUCGGAAGUCCCGUGAUGCUGGAGGAACGGGGGCGGAGCAUGUCGACGGGGGGCGGGGGGCAUCACAGAUCGAGAAGCGCCUCGCGGCCCGCGAUGUCGGCCUCGGCCGGUAUGUCGGCGAGGUACACUAGCCUCGAUCGCGCCUCGGCCGGUAUCCUCGAUCACGACAGAGAGUUCGUGCCGAUUCGCGAACCACGCGAAAGGAGCCGCGAACGCGGCCUGUAUCUCGACGACGAGAUAUACGGGUCCCGGUCCGCUCGCCAGAGUCCCAAUCCUCACCUAAUGCGCGACGGCGGAAGCUACAUUGGCGAACUUCAGCAUCAGAAUAACGACCUGCAGAGAGAGCUUGGGAACCUUAAGAAGGAACUUGAGCUCACUAAUCAGAAACUCGGCAGCUCUAUGCACAGCAUUAAAACAUUCUGGAGCCCCGAACUUAAGAAGGAACGCGCCCUCAGGAAGGAGGAGAGCACCAAGUACAGUCUCAUCAACGAACAACUCAAGCUACUCAACUCCGAGAAUCAGAAACAAAGUAUGAUGGUUCGCCAACUUGAGGAGGAACUUCGAUUGAGGAUGAGGGGACCCAGCGUUGAGAUGCAGCAGCAGAUGGAAGUUCUCUUCAAUGAAAACGAGCAUCUGACUCGUGAAAUAGUAAUACUUCGCGACACGAUUAAGGAGCUUGAAUUGAGGAUAGAAACUCAGAAGCAAACCCUCCAGGCGAGAGACGAAAGUAUUAAAAAGCUCCUGGAGAUGCUCCAGAACAAAGGAAUGGGUGGUAAGAUGAUAGCGACCCUCGCAGGAAUAUCGCCCGCAUCCGCCUUUUCUUCACUCACACCGACAUCUCAACAAAACCAAAAAUUGCCACCCAGAGAACUGCGAGCCCAGUCCCUUCCACGGAGGACUGACCAGGAGCUCAAAGCGACGAACGAGACGCUGAAGAGCCUCCAGACCCAGCUGGAACUCGCCUAUGCCAGCACAGCGUCUUCGGGAGCGCCGGUAGCGGGUAACGCAGGAUCGGGGGUAACAACCCUCGGCGGAAGCGUCGCGGUUCCAGGAGGCGUUCCGGGGAGCACGACCUUGACGGCGAUCCUCGAGACGAAGGACGCGCGGAUUCAGACCCUGGAGAAGGAGGUCGGCCUGCUCGAGGCGGAGCUGCAGCGGAUCAGGGAGUGCGGGGGAAAGCUGAGGGAGCAGCUUCUAAGGGCGACGGCUGUGCCCUCGGCCCAUCAUCCCUCGGGAAUCCUGCACCAGGUCAACCUCCAGGGAUCGAACGCCGUAAACUCCGCCGCCUUCGGCUUCAACCAUUCGACCCUCGUCAAGGGCGGCCAGCAGCCAUCCGCGAACAAUUCCUCGAGCCUGGCGAACUCCUUCCUCGCAAAUUCCGCUGGCCUUGGAUCAUGUCUCGCUGGAAUAUCCGCCGGCGUUACCACGGGCGUUUCUAAUCCGUACACAGAGCGCUACAAUCACGGAUCGGAGAACCAGAAGCACCAGUCUCACCACCUCAGUCAUCAUCAUCAGCAUCAGCAUCAUCAUCACAAGCAAAUCGAGUCAUCUUCAUCGUCAUCCGCCGCCGCCGCUGCCGCCGGCGCCCUUGCGCUUCAUGCUCACACCUUCAACAAACACGACAUGAACUUCAAACGACAACUGGACGAGUUUCGGGCAGAAGUACAACGGAGGGAUCAGGAAAUUUUGGGGAUGUCAGCGAAGAUGAAAACUCUCGAGGAACAGCAUCAGGACUAUCAAAGGCACAUCGCUGUUCUAAAGGAGUCCUUGUGCGCCAAGGAAGAACACUACAAUAUGCUCCAGGCUGACGUCGAAGAAAUGCGGCAGAGACUCGAGGAGAAGAAUAGACUUAUUGAGAAAAAGACCCAGGCUGCUAUGCAGGCUCAGCAGGAUCGCAAUCGAAUGAAUACCGAGCUCACUGAGAUCAAGGAUCACAUGGACAUCAAGGAUCGAAAGAUUAACGUCCUCCAGCGAAAAAUUGAAAAUCUGGAGGAUCUUCUCAAAGAGAAGGACAAUCAAGUAGAUAUGGCUCGGGCUCGUUUGACCGCUAUGCAAGCACAUCACUGCAGCAGCGAAGGAGCCUUGAGCAGUUUGGAGGAAGCUAUCGGCGAUAAAGAGAAACAAAUGACUCAGUUACGCGAGCAGAGGGAUCGUGCCGAACAGGAGAAACAGGAAGAGCGAGAACUCCAUGAAAGAGAACUCGCCGAGUACAAAAUGAAACUUCAUGCCCUGGAGUCUGAGGUCGAAAAACUUGGCGCCCGUUUGGAACGAGCUCAGGCUGAGAAAGAUCGCCUCGAAGCAAAACUGGAAAGUUCCCAGUCGGAAUUGGGCAAAAGUAAAGCAGAACUUGACAAAGCGGCCUCCGAGGUUGGUCGCAGUGGUGCUGACUGGGAGGCUGCUAAACAGCGGUUGACUCGCCUUGAAUUAGAGAAUGAAAGGUUGAGACACGACUUGGAAAGAUCGCAAACUACGUUUGGCAGAAGUACGUUGAACUCGUCUCAGGAGAUGGACAGAAUUCAAGAACGUGCGGAAAAAUCGACAGCAGACUUGAGGAGAGCACAGGCUGAGCUCAGAGUUACUCAAGCGGACAAUGAAAGAGCCAGAGCUGAAGCAACUGCUCUUCAAGAAAAGGUUGAAAAAAGUCAAGGUGAAGUUUAUCGUUUGAAAGCUCGCCUAGAAAAUGCACAAGGAGAACAAGAGAGCUUGCGCGAGGAAUAUGACCGAGCUCAAGCCUCCGUGGCUCGUCUUCACUCUGAACGUGACAAAGCCGUUGGUGAACUUGAAAAAGUUCGAGAAGAAUUGGAACGCACUCAGGCAACUUUGGGCAAAGCUCAAUUACAGCAAGAUAAAUUACAAAACUUGCUGGACAAGGCUCAAAGUGAAGUUGACAAACUUCAGGAGAGAUUGGACAAAUCUCAAGGAGAAGUACGCAGAAUGCAACUUGAAAAAGAGAAGCAAAACUACGACUUUGAGAACGUGCAAAGCCAAUUGGACAAAGCACUUGGUCAAUCGACUAGAAUGCAAAAAGAACGUGAGGCAAUUCAACUUGAGGUCGAUCGGCUUCAUGACAAAUAUGAAAAGGCACAGAUGGUUAUGCAACGUCUGCAGAAAGAACGAGAUAACUUCCAAGAAGAGAUGGAAAAGUUACAUGAAAGAUUAGAAUUCCAACAAAGUCAACAAGUAAAACUGCAACGUGAAAAAGAAAAUGUUAUGUCCGAACUUGACUUGAUCAAGGAACGAUGGGAGAAGGUUCACACCUUACAUCAAAAACUUACCCUUGAAAGAGACGACGCAUUAACGGAAAUUGACAUUCUUAAAGACAAAUUGGAAAAAACUCAAUACGGAGCUAACAAAGCUUACGAGGAAAGAGAAAAUGCCAGUAAAGAAUUUGAAAAAAUGCGUGAAAAAUAUGACAGGGCACAAAGCGAGGUGUAUCGUCUACAGAAUAAGAUCGAUGUAAUGGAGGCUGACAAGGAUCACUUGGAAUUAGAAGUAGAAAAGCUGCAAACAUUGGCCACCAAAGGACGUGAAGAAGCUCGUAAAGCACAGGAGGAACUGGCCCGUGUCCAGGAAAUGUACGAUCGAGCAGCUCUUCAGUUGGGUCGCACUAAGGAACACGAAGAAAAGUCCAAGGAGGACUUGGACAGACUAACAGUAGAUCUAGAGAUGGUUCGUGAGAGAUACGAAAAGUCUCAAAUCGAGUUGAGGCGUCACCAAAACGAGCGAGAAAAGUUAGUCGCGGAUAACGAGCGGGUCUCCUUCGAACUAGAGAGAGCUCAUUCUCAGCUGAGCAAAGCACAAGCUGCUACUGAAAAAACGCAAGAGGAGUUGGCCAGGAUGCAGCUUGAGAUCGAAAAGAUGUAUGAGAAACACGACAGGCAACAAGCCGAAGUUAGGAAAGCUCAAGCUGAAGCAGAAAGGCUUCGUGCCGAAGCUGAAGCCGCUAGGGAGGAAUCAGAAAGGUACGCAGCAAGGUUUGGUAAAUAUCAAGAGAGCCAAGAGCGACAGAAAGAAGACCAUGAACGGGCGAAGCUGGAGGUUGAGAGGCUGAGGGAUCGUUUGGACAAGGCGCUACUUGAGCUGGAGAGGGCACGAAAGGCUGAGCAGGACGCUUCGAGGCUUCGUGCGGAUUUGGAGCGUGCCGAAGGUGUACGAGGUAAAUACCAGUUCGAGCAGGAAAAAUGGCAAAGUGAAGGUAGUAGGCUGCAGCAGGACGUAGAGAAAUUGCGCGAAAGACUAGAAGCUCGAGAGGCUGAGCUAAAGAGAUCGCAGUCAGUUGUCGAGCAGUUGGAAGCUAAACUUCACGAGACGCAACUACAAUUGGAACGUGCCAGAGAGGAAGCGACCAAGGUAACGGCGGCCCAGGAUAAGAAUCGAGCCGAAAUGGAGCGAGCGAAAAUUGAGACUGAAAAAAUACGUGACAGGCAUGAUAAGCUCAAAGCCAAGGCCGACGCUCUGGAGGCGGACAAUGAAAAACUGCGAGUAGAAAUUGUCAGAUUAGAAAGACUCAUGCAGACCGAAGGUAAAACGAGGUCGGAGAGUGCUAGUAUAGAAGUAGAACGUCUCCGAGCAAGCUUGGACAAAGCGAUUAUCGCUCGAGAUCAAGUCGAACUUGAAGCUGGCCGGCUGGCGAAGGAGCUAGAAAAAUCCCAAAUGCUCUUAGCUAAGUACCAGGAGAGCAAUGAGGCAAGUAAAAAGGAAUUGGACAGAUUGAGUGCAGAGCUGACACGGUUACAUGAAGAGAGAGAAGCCCUGAGGCAAGAACUCCGCAGAGGACAACAUCAGCAGCAACAGGUUAGCACUGAAGAGUUAGCGAGAAUACAACACGAGCUGCAACAGGUUCAAAGAGAUCGAGACAAGAUGGCAGCGAUUUUGGAGAAUAGAGAAAAGCAUUCCGAGAAAAUAGAGAAAAUCAAGGAAAAGUUGGAAGCAGAGGCCAAGCAGUUGCAAGUAGAAAGAGAUCAGCUGGUUAUCCAACUGGAAAAAUCUCAAGACAUGUUAAUGAAUUUCCAACAAGAAUUGAACACCAGCGAAACUGAACUCACCGAGCUUAGAAAGCUUCAUCAGCUGCAACAGCAAAGAGCUCACUCCCAAACUCCGGACAAAGCUACCAAAGAAGCUUUGGAAUCUCAAAUGCGGGAAGUCCAACGGCUUACGCAACAAGUUCAAAACUUGAAUCAAGCACAAGCCAAAGAAAAACAACGCGCCGAACAAGCUGAAAAGCGAGCUCAAGAAUUACAGAAACAACUAGGUGCUAGAGGAGGCGAGUCUGAGGCACAGCUGGAACAAUGGCGCAAAUUAGUAGAUAAUGAGAAAAACAGGGCGGAUAAUGCGGAAAAGACAGCGUCGGAGUUACAGAAACGUGUUCAAGCUAUGGAAAGGCAGCUGCAUGCUCAGCAGCAACAGAUACAACAGAUGCAAGCCAACUUGCAACAAGCCUCUGUGGUGCAAGCGCAGACGGCGCAACAGCAUCAACAAAAUCAGCAGUCCGUACAGGAGGCUGAUAGGCUCAGGAAGGAACUCGAACGUGCUAAGGAAGAAGUGAAACAAGCUAGCGUUGAACGGGAACGGUUCCAGGCUCAACUGGAGAUGCUUUGUCAGGAGCUGGAACAAAAUCAGGUGGAUUUGCACGAGGCGAACAAGAAGCUUCAAGCUGGCGCUACGAAAGCUGGCGCCGACUUUAAUCAGGAACGAAAACAAUUGGAUGAACAAAAGCGACAAGUAGAAGAGCAGAGGAAGCAACUAGAAGAUCGUAUCAAAGCCAUAGAUCAGAAGAGUAGAAGCGUAGAAGAAAAGGAGAAGGCACUUCAAAAUCUUGACCAAGACCUUAAAAAGCGUAAAGCAAGAAUGGACCAAUUGGAACAACAAUUGCAAAGGAGCGGUGGGUCUCCGGACAAAAGAGUGGCGGAAUUACAGAAAAUGCUUGAGAAAGCUGAGAAAGAUUUGGAGAAAUCGAAGGAAGAUUCUGGACGUAGUGCCACCGAAAUGGAAAGGUUGUUACAGCUAGUUCAGAUGUCCCAAGAGGAGCAAAAUUCCAAAGAGAAGCAGAUAAGGGAACUGCAAGAAGCACUAAGAGUCGCACAAGCAAAAGCAAAACAAGCUGCAAGUGCACAGCAACAAGAGUCGUCGAUUCAUUACACAAACCAAGAGGACACAACGUACUGGAAGCAGGAUAUUGAUGAGAAAAAUCAUCGAAUAAUGGAAUUAGAGAGUGAAGUGAUGGAAUUGGAAAAUUUCUUAAAAGAUCACUCGGACACCAACGGCAUAGAAGAAUUAAGACUUCAGAUUGAGCACAGAAAUUGUCGUAUAGAAGAGUUAGAAGAAACUAUUACUGAAUUCGAAGAUUUCCUGAAGCACAAUCCGGAUGUUAAAGACCUACAUGAUUUGAAAACGGAUUUGGAUGCGAAGAAUCGGAAGAUACAGGAACUCGAAAAUCGUAUUCAAAAAAACGAUGACAAAGACUUGAGAAUAAAUAAAGCCAGAAUAAUGGAACUGGAAGAAACGGUAACACAUUUAGAAGACUAUGUAAAACAACAUAAUGUCGACGUUUUAAAACAAAAACUAAAAGACCGAGAAGAUAGAAUAGAACAAUUACAAUUGACUAUUAACUCUCUAGAAAAACAGCUUCUGUGUUCGGAAGAACGAAAUGACAAUGGUGUGGCUUACAAAAAGCAAUUUGAAGCCAGAGAUAAUAAGAUAACAGAAUUGGAAAGUGAAAUGCAAGCAAAAGUUGAAAGCAAACUAGAUGAAAAGAAGUCGCUGUUUCCGGAGGGUUCUAAUGUGUGUCAUAAAUGUGACGGUUUUUUGAAAAUGGAGCGACGAGUGAGAGAAAUGGAAAGCCUGAUAUCUUCGAAGGACGAUAAUAUACAGGAAUACGAGGAUGAAAUAGCACAGUGGCAAGACAAACUUUCUAGGCUUCAGAAACAAAUGGUUGAACUUGAAAAAGAACUUGGUGAGUACGAAGCUGAAGACAUUGGAGUGCUGAAAGAGGAAAUAAAAGUGCGAGACGAAAGAAUUGGGCAAUUGGAAGAUGAGAUUGAUUCUUUAGAGCGAGCUUUCGCUGAGCAAAUGGAACUGGAGCAGAUCGAAGAAUUAGUCAACGUGGUUAGGCAAAGAGAAGAAAAUGAAAAAGAACUGAACAGUCUCAUAAAAACAAAAGAAGACAAGAUUGAGGAACUAACCACAGCACUUCGAGAAAGCAUUGUCAUCGCCAGUGACGGGGAGAGGAAGCUGAAGCAGGAAGAACAACAGAAACGCAAUUGCGUACAACGAAUUGAAAAACUUGAGCAGAGGAUCGCAUCACUUCAGACAUCAUUUGCCGUAAAAUGUCCUACUUGUAAGCCACUUCUGUCCAGGUUGCAGAAAUCGGAAAAGAUACUAUGUAGUCUGACAAAAGAAAGGACGACGCAACUAGAAGAGCUACACAAUAUGAAACGAGAAGCACUGGAAGCUGCGGUUUCAGAAAAAGAUGCUCACUUGGCUCUGCUCGAAUUGUCUGGUAUAAAAACAGAAAAGCAAGCGGAACAGGUAGACAAACUAAAAGCGGACAGAACAAGAUUGUUGGAAAAACUGAAAGAAGAGAACGAACGGAGCAUAGCGCUAUCGAUUGAAUCUUCCAGUCCAGAGACGACGCCUUUCCUCACAGAUAUUCUUGAUCCAUCAGACAGUGACGACGAUAGUCAAAAUGAAGCAGAAAAUAUUGUAGGAAAUUUACAAGCAACAUCGAAUGGAAAUGCAAAUAAUCACAGAAUCGAGGUAGAGCAGGCUCAGGCAAAGACUACUCUUAAAUGACAUAUAACAGAUAAGUACCACCCGCGUACUGUUCCUCUAACGUUCCUUUGAUGUUGUCAUGUGCACAGUUCUAGAAAAAUCUAGCGUAGAAACUUUUAUUUCUAUGUGUCAUCAUGCAAUAUUAUCAUCAUAAACAUCUACAUCUACAUCUACAUCUACAUCUGCAUUCUUCACCUCAUGAAUCACAUCACCGCCAGCCAUCUUCAUCUCCAUAUCAUCACGGACGAGUACCCAAGAAACUGACGGAUUUAAACAAAUUGAAAUAAUAUAAAUUCGUAGCACGUUAAUAUUAAAUUUUUAAUGAGACGCACUGUAACUUGAAACAUUUAAGAUACACAAUAGUGUCAGACAUGUGCUGAGUGUUAAUCGAAAAAAAAGAUAAGAACAAAAGAACAGAAUUAACUGCCAGAACCUAUCCGUGACAAUGAAGAUAUUAAAAUCACGUGUCAAUGUUAUAUUACAGUAAAACACUGUUAAAUAACAAAACAUAAAAGACUAUAACGUCACGUCAAUGUAAGCACGUUAUAAAAAUUAUUAAGAGACAAUUAACCAGUAUAAACUGUCAUCGAUAACGAGUGAUACGCCUCUUUGCAAGUCUCAUCCAGCAUACUGAAUUUCUUUUUUUGUACCUACAUUAUGAUUUUUUAUAAUUUUUCAAUUAACUCAAAGAAACACGACCUCAGGCAAAAUAAUAAUACUUCGAGCCCAUUGAUGGAAAUAUUAUUAUUGUUAUUCAUUACGCCCUGCAUAAAUCAGUAUUGAUUACUUCAAAGAAGUAGAUAUAUAUUUUUUUUUAACUUUCUACAGUUAAAAACAGCAUAAAAGCCAUUGUUUUGAUCUAGUCAUGAAACCAAUAUUAUAGUGUAAGAGAUCCCUGUUCUCGAGGGUCGUGCUUUGCACCAAAUGCACAAAUUAGUUCUUAAUGCAAAUAGUAUUUGAUUAAUAUAAAUUUUUUUAUUUGUUAUCUGUAAUGAGAAAGA